AAUUAAAUGAGUCGCGGUGUGAUCUGCGCUGAUGCUCCGCGCGUGUUAAAUCAACGGGUGUCGAGAAAAUCCACACGCCUGCUUUCCAACAUAUUCUUCUAGGCAUUUAUCUCUCUUUUGGUAUUUACCUUUGAUUUUGUGGUGUUCAUUGGACGCUUUUUGUUCCUCAGGAUUCACCUCAGCCCGGGAUAUCUAUCAGCACAGCAUCGCACUGUUUUGAAGCACACUGUAAGCUUGUGAGGAAAAGGUGGCUAAACAUUCAGGGCUCAGAUGUCGGGAGUAAAUGACGACCACUAUGUUCAUUAUUACAUCCAGCAACACAACACCUCAAUCGCUCAAUCUGAGAUAUUCUUGUCUAACUUACAUCCCUGCUCCAGCAUCGAAACAAUGGAGGUUGGACUGUUACAGCUGAUCUGAGGGAUCAUCAGCAAAACAAUGAAUGAAGUAGGAGCCGGUGGGCGGCCCAGAGGGCAGCAGAAGUUCUGCAGUCUGGAUGUGGAUGAAGAGAAACGCAUGAGUUCGUGUAGCAUGGACGUUAAAGAAAACUUGCUGGGGGAGGGGCCUCACUUAGCCAAUGGAAACACUCGAGGACUGAGCAGAAAACGCCCUUUGGAGGAGGGCAACAAAGGCCACGGCCAUUCCAAAUUCCGGCCCAAGAAGCGCAGGAAACCACAAGGCCCGAUCUUGCCGAAAAAUGCUCUAAUGCAACUGAACGAAAUCAAACCAGGACUGCAGUACAAACUCCUGUCGCAGACGGGGCCGGUACAUGCGCCCGUGUUUGUUAUGACCGUUGAGGUUAACGGACAGUUAUUUGAGGGCUCAGGCCCAACAAAGAAGAAAGCCAAACUGAAUGCGGCUGAAAAAGCAUUACGCUCUUUCGUUCAGUUUCCCAAUGCAUCCGAAGCUCACCUUGCGAUGGGACGUACGCUAACCGUUAACGCAGACUUCACCUCAGAUCAAGCUGAUUUCCCAGACAUGCUGUUUAAUGGAUUUGAGACGCCCGCACCACCUGAUGACCCCUUCUACUUGAGUCUCGGGAGCAAUGGGUCUCUAUGCUCCCUAAGCGAAUACCCAUUGCCCGUGGCGCUGAAAAACAACAACAGAUCACAUCCUCCUCUCCCACUACCCCCUCCACUCACAACGGCCCCUACAGGCAGUGGCAAAAAUGCUGUGAUGAUCCUAAAUGAGCUUCGGCCAGGACUGAAGUAUGAGUUUGUGGCUGAGAGUGGCGAAAGCCAUGCCAAGAACUUUAUAAUGGCAGUUACCGUAGAUACUCAGAUGUUCCAAGGUUCCGGACGGAAUAAGAAGCUGGCAAAAGCGAGGGCGGCCCAAGCAGCACUGUCAGGACUUUUUAAUAUGCAACUGGACCAGACGCCAUCCCGACAGCCAAUCCCAAGAGAGGGACUUCAGCUACACCUGCCUCAGGUCCUUGCAGACGCUGUCUCUCGUUUAGUUGUGGAAAAGUUCAGCGAGCUGACAGAUAACUUCACGUCACCACACGCACGGCGGAAAGUCCUUGCGGGUGUUGUCAUGACCACUGGUACGGAUGUGAAGGAUGCUCAGGUGAUUUGUGUCACCACGGGGACCAAGUGUAUAAAUGGGGAGUACAUGAGUGAUCGAGGACUGGCCCUUAACGACUGCCAUGCUGAGAUCAUCGCACGUCGCUCCCUCAUCAGAUACUUGUACAGUCAGCUGGAAUACUUUCUCAGCGACAGCACUGAGGAACAUGAGAAAUCCAUAUUCAGACGGUGUAGUGAACAUGGCUACCGGCUAAAAGACAAUAUUCAGUUCCAUCUGUAUAUCAGCACGUCGCCCUGUGGAGACGCCCGGAUCUUCUCCCCUCAUGAGGCUGGUGCCGAGGACCAGGGCGACCGGCAUCCAAACCGCAAGGCCCGCGGACAACUGCGAACCAAGAUCGAGUCUGGAGAAGGUACAAUACCUGUUCGUACGAGUAACACCAUUCAGACCUGGGAUGGAGUGUUGCAGGGAGAACGACUGCUAACCAUGUCGUGUAGUGACAAGAUUGCCAGAUGGAACGUGAUCGGAGUGCAGGGGUCUCUUCUGAGUUACUUUACAGAGCCCAUCUAUUUCUCCAGUUUGAUUUUGGGAAGUCUGUACCAUGCAGACCAUCUUUCCAGAGCCAUGUACCAGCGCAUCGCCGAGAUGGACGAUCUUCCCAAGUCGUUCGCCCUCAACAGACCUCUUCUUAGUGGUAUUAGUAACACAGAAGCAAGGCAACCUGGAAAAGCUCCUAAUUUUAGCGUCAACUGGACAGUUGGAGAUCAGGGGUUGGAGAUUAUUAACGCCACCACAGGAAAGGAUGAUCUCGGAAGACCGUCUCACCUUUGUAAACACGCCCUCUACACUCGCUGGGUCUGUCUGCAUGCCAAGCUCAGUGAGACUAUGCGGAUCCGAGGAUCUCGGCCAGGCUCCUACCACGAGACGAAACAAGCGGCAGCAGAGUAUCACGCAGCCAAACAGACUCUCUUCAAAGCUUUCUACAAAGCAGGACUUGGAGCGUGGGUUGAAAAACCCAUCGAACAAGAUCAGUUUUCCCUUACUUCUUAAGAUAAACCGAGAGAAAGGGAUUGUCGGCAAGAGAUCUUUUGUACAUUUACAUGGAAUGCAAGGUUUUAAUCUAACCUCCAUAGUUGUUAUUUUUCGCCUCUGUUAUUACUGAAAGUUGCUUGGUUUCUUUUAUCUGUAAAAACAUGGUUGUGUUCACUCAAAAAAACAAGAUUCUAGCUGAAAACUUGGCGCUGGGUAAAACGUAGACAGUACCUUGCGCUGAACCAACUAAUCAAGGUGGCUUGUUAAUCACUUUGACUAUAAAGCUGGUUUAUUUUACUUCAGAAUGAUUUUAAAAUACAUCUAUAAUUACCUAAAUAUUAAUUAUAAGUUUGGUUUCUACUCUUCUGCGAUACCCAACUGUGGACCACUGUCUUCACUCCAGUUAAAUAAUGUAAGACUACAGAAGUUUUUGUCUCACAUUAGUUCACUUCCAGACUAAAAAAUUUCAUUCAUUUGACCCCUACAAGACAACAAGACAAGAUGUUCAUGUCUUUCUUUCUUCAGAAAAGAAAUUAAGUUUUUUUAAUAAAAAGGUUCCAGGAUUUUUCUCCAAAUAGUGGACUUCUUUGGUGGCCAGUGGGUUGAAGGUCCAAGUUGCUGUUUCAGUGCCGCUUUCAAGGGGCUCUACACGAUCCCAGGCGAAGAAUAAGGGUCUUAUCUAGCAAAAUGAUCAGUCAUUUAAAAAAAAAAAAAAUUAAUCAUGCAUGCAUGACAAAGGCAGAAAGUCAAACGCCCUUUACAAAAAAACAACGUUGGACGAUUUUGAAGUUGGUGGAGAAAACGAGAUGGAGUUUUUCAUACCAUAUAUUUUUUUUUGUGCACAGAUGAAGAGCUAACUGUGCAUGACCUUUCCAGCGUGAUUAUGUAAUGUGUUAAGUCACAGAUGCGCAUUGCAGAGCUAGUGCAGGAUGAGCAUUUGUGGUUAAAAAUUAUAAAAAAUUUUUUUUUUUUUUUUUAGAUAAGAACCUUAUUCUUUAGGUGGAAUCAUGUAGAUCCCUUUGAAGCUGCACUAAAAAAUUCUGUUUUUACGGGCUAUAACUCCCUUAUAACUCCCGAACUUAUAAACCCUUAUAACUCCCUGGUCGAUCACCAAUGCGACUGCCCCCGCACCCCUUGACCCCUAAGUCCCCUGAGACGGGGACAAACUCCACCAAACUCGGGGCAAAGUUUGGGCCUUUAGCCCGUUGGUCCUCAUUUAAGUCACUAUAUGGAAAAAAAACCUGGAAUGUUGUUUUUUUUUUUUUUUCAAAAACCUUCAUUUCUUUUCGACUGAAAAAAGAAAGACAUGAACAUCUUGGAAGUGAACCAAUUCUUUCAUUUCCCCACAGGAAGUUUUCUCUCAGGACAGGAGACAAACUGAUAUAUAUUAUGGUUGCUUUAAACCAGCAGCUUGGUUGUGCAAGAAAUGCACAACAUUGUGAAAAUAACUUGAGAUGCUCAAUACAAAAUGUGUGUGCUGGUACAGAUAUCUGUUAAAUAAAACAUGAUAAUUGAUACCUCUGGGACCAGUGGUGGUACUGUGCCACCUUUUUAAAUGCCCUAAUAUAACAUUAUGUAACUCAGAGUACAAUUAAAUAAUUUUAUCCUCUAUAGCAUCUUUUUGACAUUUAGCUAACUUAAGGUGCUUAAAUAACAGUCAAGCUAUGAUAAUAAAAAUUAAGUUUAACAGGCCAGAAAUGUUUUAUUCGUUGCAUGAGUUUUGUAUUGGCCUGCUUUUUCAUAGGACAUAAUUAGCUGUUUAAAUAUGUCUAAUAACUCCAAUAGUUACACAUAUAGGCAAAUAUCAGUAAUUGACCUAUAUGUGUAGCUAAAAAUAACCCAACAAAAUGACCCAACAGGCUCAGCCCAGUUUUAGGUAAAGUCAAAACCAGUGUUUUUUUAUUUGUUUGUUUGCUUAAUACUUGUAAAUGUAUUUUUAUGUCUAAAACCACAUUUCUAUUUAUAAAUUUGAUAGUUUUCUGUUUAACCCUCUGGGGUCUGAGGGGGUUUUGGGGCCCUGUAGAAGUUUUGACAUGCCCUGACACUAUUUUCAGUAUCUUAAAAACAUAUUAAUGGCUAAAAUCAUCAGCACAAACUGGGGAACAAUAAUGUGGAUUAUCAAAAUUGAUCCUAUUGAUUUUCGUCAUCCAGUUUCUUGUUUAAUGUUAAGAAUGUGAUGCCAUUUUAUUGGAAAUAAUAAAGACUGAACUGUAUCACCAGAAAUCUAAAUAAAUUAGAUUUAUAAUUCGGGAAAAAGUGAUUGUACUUAUGUAAAUACUAAUUUACAAUGUUACAGAUUUCAGAAAACAGCUUUAGAUUUCAUACUGAUUACUUUGGCCUUGCCUCAAAUGGCGUUUAUGUGGAUUUGUGUUCCUGUUUGCAUGUGUCCAUGAAUUACACUAGACCGUAAGGUGUCCCAUUUAUCAUUUUAUGAUUUAGAAGGGUGCUUUGUAGCCACAGUGUGCACUUUUGCACAGUUGGUUUUCAACCCAAGAGUCUAUGCUGCAUUACGUCACCAAAGUGUGAAGUCCUCGAGGACUGAGAGCAACAUUUGGGACCAGGCUUUUAUUAUUUGGUUUGACUCAGCUCCGCAGGAGCUCUAGAAUCAUUGUAAACUCUAGAACUCAACCUAGAUAUGUCGAGAACUUGUCUUGGAAAAUUCCCAUGAUUCUACUUUGUUCUGCAAUUCAGGAUGCUCUUUGUUGUCUGAACUAGAGUCCCGCAUGGAUUCGGUUUGAACUGGUUCUGCCGGGCCGGAAUCAGAAGUGCUGCAUCUAAGCAAAGACUCGAAGGCUUGCAUGAGUUUUCACAUGAGAGGAAAAGUAUAAAAGGAACUGUACUUGUAAGAAAAUAAAACGUCUUUGUGAUUUAUCGUUCUCUUUGAUUUUUAGUCUGUUGAACUUUUGUUUUCAAACAACUUCAAAAGUAACUGCAACGUGCUUCUCCUAUAAUCCUGAAAGUUGUACUUGUAAACUGUAUUUUGUGCAAUUGCGCUGACUUCUGAAAGCUUGAAAGUUUUAAAUACCCAAACAAUUUAAUAGACUUGCUGAGGGAUUAAAAACACAUUAUCAGUGUUCUGUGCGUUCUUGAGAACAAAAGAGGUUCAAGUGGAUUCGUUUCUGGAAUUCUAAUUCCCCUAAAUUAUGACCUUUUGUUUACCCGCAAUAGCGACAUGCAAAAUGAAGCGAUUAGCGGUGUGGUAAUCGCAGUGACUAGAGUGAAAUUGUGUUUAUCUGAGCUCACAGGCUCGUUGUGGCGGAUUGGUCUUUGAACAAUGGCACUUUCGGCUAAAGUGCUUUUAUCCGUGACUCCUUUAAUUCGCAUUCUAGAGUGUUUGCUUUCUUUUUCUCUUUUUACAUUACCAUUUAUCAGUUUUGAGGGCUGUAGCCUUUGUUUCUUUAAAGAAUGCAAGA
Messenger RNA from Labeo rohita (rohu), 5963 nucleotides. RefSeq names its product adenosine deaminase RNA specific B1a (gene adarb1a). Gene Ontology annotation, biological process: RNA processing; adenosine to inosine editing. The transcript is spliced from 13 exons. Gene Ontology annotation, molecular function: tRNA-specific adenosine deaminase activity; double-stranded RNA binding; double-stranded RNA adenosine deaminase activity. The record is from RefSeq and is a predicted model, not a curated record. NCBI's taxonomy places the organism in Eukaryota, Metazoa, Chordata, Actinopteri, Cypriniformes, Cyprinidae. Bases 436 to 2568 code for a protein of 710 amino acids. Gene Ontology annotation, cellular component: nucleolus; cytoplasm.